AUGUCCGUAUCAACCUCGAUUCCGGACACCUCGCUUGGCCUCACGUCCUCCGAGAUUCAGAUCCUUCGACAGCAGCAGCAGAUUGCACUUCAGGGUGGCCACGCUAACGGGAUUUCCAGAGGCAGAGGGACUGGGAGGAACAGCAAUUCAAGUUCUCGCACUGCCAGUGCUGCUAGCAGCCAUGGCCGGCUGUUACUCGAUCCUUUGAGUCUCAGGGCCCUUUCGCAUCAAUUGGACCAUCUUCAGGAGCAGAUCCGCAACCGCAUCGAAUUCCUGGAGGAACAAAUACAACUGUCUAUCCAAAAUUCCUGCGACCAUGCAGGUAACGUAAUCGCUAGUGCAGAUGUUGAGAUCGCACGUACCCGUUCGAUUCUAGCCGCUAUUGAUGACUUGGAGACUGAGCUCGCCAAGAUCACUCACAUACGGGAUAUUGUCAAGUCUUUCCGUGCGAGAAUUGAAACCUAUGACCACCGUCUUGAUCAAAGCAUUCGUCGGCGACAUUAG
Molecule: messenger RNA, 504 nt
Organism: Monascus purpureus
Lineage: Eukaryota; Fungi; Ascomycota; Eurotiomycetes; Eurotiales; Aspergillaceae
Source: the annotation of a GenBank genome assembly